AUGUCCUCCAUAACUGCGACAACUGAAAUAUUCGCCGCCAAUCAUCUGAUCUGCGAUGCCAACGACGCAAUUAUUCUUAGGCCAAAAGGCGAAUUUAUUGCUGGUGGGACAACAUCAAUUGUCGAGCGUUUACCAUCAGGCGAUGUCAUUAAGACACCGUGGAGGGGUGGCGUCCGGGAGAACGAUUGCCAGAAAGAGAUUCUCGUUGAAGCCAAGAUAUAUCAGAAGCUCGGUGAUCAUCCCCGCCUAGUCAAGAUGAAACACUGGGACGCCAACGCCUUCACUUUGACUCUUGAAUAUAUGCCAAAUGGGACACUGAAGGAAUACACAAAAUCCCACGCUAAAGAGAUCUCACUGGCCCAAAAGCGUCGCUGGAUAUUGCAAGCAGCUGACGCCCUGACAUUUUUGCAUUCUGCUGGCAUUAUCCAUUGUGAUAUUGGUCCACAUAACUUCUUGUUGGAUGUGGACCUAAAUUUGAAGAUUUCUGAUUUCAGUGGUUCAUCACUUGAUGGGUCUCUUGCUAUGGUUUGUCCUGGGUCGAGAUACGCGGCACCGGAUCCAAAUUGGAAACCUGGGAAGAUACCCGUUGCUGGUGAGGACAUCUUCGCCCUAGGCUCAACCAUCUACCAUAUUAUCGAGGGCAAGGCACCCUUUGAAGACCUGUCGGAUGAUGAAGUUGAGCAAAAUUUCCUGAACGGGGUAUUUCCAGAACUUAAUGGUUUACCUUACGCUGAUCUCAUUGCGUUAUGCUGGCAACAGAAAGUCACGGCGUUAGAUAUAAUCCAACAUAUCGACAGGUUGAGUGACUCCGAAUAUGAGGAGGCUAUGGUUUAA
Fusarium poae is the source of this 834-nucleotide messenger RNA. RefSeq lists its product as uncharacterized. Gene Ontology annotation, molecular function: protein kinase activity; ATP binding. Lineage: Eukaryota; Fungi; Ascomycota; Sordariomycetes; Hypocreales; Nectriaceae. The transcript has a single exon. The record is from RefSeq and is a predicted model, not a curated record. The coding region runs from base 1 to 834 and encodes 277 amino acids. Gene Ontology annotation, biological process: protein phosphorylation.